AUGCCACCCAAGUUUGACCCUAACGAAAUUAGAGUCGUGUUUUUAAGGUACACUGGUGGUGAAGUUGGUGCCACAUCCACUCUGGCCCUCAAAAUUGGUCCCUUGGGUUUGUCUCCCAAAAAGGUUGGUGAUGACAUUGCCAAGGCAACUGGUGACUGGAAAGGGCUAAGGAUCAUAAUGAAACUUACCAUUCAGAACAGACAGGCCCAGAUUGAAGUUGUGCCUUCCGCUUCAGCCUUGAUCAUCAAAGCCCUAAAGGAACCUCCUAGGGACAGAAAGAAGCAGAAAAAUAUUAAACACAGUGGAAUGAUCAGUCUUGAUGAGAUCAUCAACAUUGCUCGACAGAUGAGCCACCUAUCCUUGGCAAGAGAGCUCUCUGGAACCAUUAAAGAGAUCCUUGGAACAGCCCAGUCUGUGGGAUGCAACUUUGAUGGCAGGCAUGCUCAUGAUGUUAUUGAUGACAUCAAUAGUGGUGCUGUGGAAUGCCCAGCAAGUUAA
Molecule: messenger RNA, 498 nt
Organism: Dromiciops gliroides (monito del monte)
Lineage: Eukaryota; Metazoa; Chordata; Mammalia; Microbiotheria; Microbiotheriidae
Product: 60S ribosomal protein L12-like
Exons: 1
Coding region: 1-498 (165 amino acids)
Biological process (GO): translation
Cellular component (GO): cytosolic large ribosomal subunit; ribosome
Molecular function (GO): large ribosomal subunit rRNA binding; structural constituent of ribosome
Source: RefSeq, a predicted model, not a curated record